UGUCGCUCUUGGUGCUGCAGUGCUAACGGUUUGGCAGAUGGGACGCUUUUUCUUGGAGUUUGUGCCUUUGGUUUCUGACUUCUGGCAGAGCCGGGCCUGCUGCUGCUCGCCCUCUCCCUCCCUGCCCCUCUGGGCACCAUGGCCCAUCGGCUUCGGUUUCAUUUUGGCUCUGGUCGCAGCAACACAGCCCCCGAAUCAGAGAUCCUAGACCAGGAGAGAGAAGACGACUUUUUCAUGGCAUUCCACACCCUGCCGCGGAGGAGCGGCCCUCACGCCUUUGCCCCGAGCGGCGCGGAGGAUGGCGGCGGCCUGCGGGGAGGCGUGGGCGCGCUCAAGCGCAGCUCGUCCAUGUUCAUCCCCCAGCUCCUGAGCCCCGCGGACACGCGCCCCACGCGGAGCUCGUCCAUGCAGAUCUCGCUGCAGCGCAAGGCGGCCGACGGGGCCCCCGACGGCAGCGGGCCGCCCGAGGGUCUGGACGGCGAUGCGGGCCCAGAGUCUCGGGGAGGCUGCCAGGACCCACCGGAGCCCCCCACGCCCGAGAGCUCCCCUCCAAAGGCAGCUGGGGUGCCCGGCCACCAGGUCAACGGCACGUGCAACCGCCGAGCGUGCCGCCCCACCGUGUCCGACGGCCUUGAGGAGGCCGGUGGGCUCCGUGUCCAGCACCGCGCCUCCAGCGCCGACGUGCGCCAGGUGAGGCUGAUGCCCUUCGGCGCCGAUGGCCCCGGCAGCCCCUCGCCUCGCGAGCCGCGGCGCUGGUCCCUGCAGCAUGUUCCAGAUGCCUCUGGAAGUUCUGGGAAGCGGUGCUUCGUUUUCCAGUUGCAGCAGCCUCAGCCCGGCACUCCGGGGCCUGGUGGGGACUUCAAUUUCGGUUUCACUGGCACCAAGGGGGACCGGUUGGUGCGGUAUCCCCGCAUCCGGCUGGAGAGGAGCACCUCGUACCCCACGCAGCCCCGAGCGGGGCGCACCAGCCCCACGGAAGAGCGAGGCCACCCUGGACACCUGGAGACGCUUCCUCGGGGCCGCAGGGUGGCUCCCGAAAUCCACAGGACCAAUUCUGUGGAAAGGAUGCCACAGGGUCAGGGCUGCACGUUUAAGAUCAGGCAGGAUCAAAAUGCGGGGCAGCAGCAUUUCAGAAUUCUUGUGACUCGGGGGCCGGAGGAGGCUUCCCAGAGCUCCGAGGAGGAGAACUCCCCCAGCUCUGCGUCCACUGUCGCCGGUGCCCAGACGCGAGACGACUUCCUGGGACAGGUGGACAUACCCCUCAGCCAUCUCCCGACAGAAGAUCCAACCAUGGAGCGACCCUAUACCUUUAAGGAUUUUCUCCUCAGACCUAGAAGUCAUAAAUCUCGAGUCAAGGGAUUUUUGCGAUUGAAAAUGGCCUAUAUGCCCAAAAAUGGAGGUCAAGAUGAAGAAAACAGUGAGCAGAGGGAUGACCUGGAGCACGGGUGGGAGGUUGUCGACUCGAAUGACUCGGCUUCUCAGCACCAGGAGGAGCUUCCUCCCCCUCCUCUGCCUCCCGGCUGGGAAGAAAAAGUGGACAAUUUAGGUCGGACUUACUACGUCAACCACAACAACCGCACCACUCAGUGGCACCGUCCGAGCUUAAUGGAUGUGUCCUCCGAAUCAGACAGUAACAUCAGGCAGAUCAACCAGGAGGCUGCGCACCGGCGUUUCCGCUCCCGCAGGCACAUCAGCGAAGACCUGGAGCCCGAGCCCAGCGAGGGCGGAGACGGCCCCGAGCCUUGGGAGACCAUUUCAGAAGAAUUGAGUAUCACUGGGGACUCCCUCAGUCUGGCGCUGCCCCCACCACCCGCCUCCCCAGUGUCCCGGACCAGCCCCCAGGAACUCUCCGAGGAGCUCAGUAGAAGGCUUCAGAUCACUCCAGACUCCAACGGGGAGCAGUUCAGUUCUUUGAUUAGAGAGCCCUCCUCGAGGCUGAGGUCCUGCAGUGUCACCGACGCGGUUGCCGAGCAGGCUCAUCUACCACCGCCCAGUGCCCCAACUAGGAGAGCGCGUUCAUCAACUGUCACGGGUGGUGAGGAGCCAACGCCGUCAGUGGCCUAUGUACAUACCACGCCGGGCCUCCCUUCAGGCUGGGAAGAAAGAAAAGAUGCUAAGGGACGCACAUACUAUGUCAAUCAUAACAAUCGAACCACCACUUGGACGCGACCUAUCAUGCAGCUUGCAGAAGAUGGUGCAUCCGGAUCCGCCACAAACAGUAACAACCAUCUAAUCGAGCCUCAGAUCCGCCGGCCUCGUAGCCUCAGCUCGCCAACAGUAACCUUAUCUGCCCCCCUGGAGGGUGCCAAGGAUUCACCCAUACGUCGGGCUGUGAAAGAUACCCUUUCCAAUCCACAGUCCCCACAGCCAUCACCUUACAACUCCCCCAAACCACAACACAAAGUCACACAGAGCUUCCUGCCGCCCGGCUGGGAAAUGAGGAUAGCGCCAAAUGGCCGACCCUUCUUCAUUGACCAUAACACAAAGACUACGACAUGGGAAGAUCCACGGCUGAAAUUUCCAGUACAUAUGCGAUCAAAGGAGUACAUGGGAGGCUUCUCUUUGCUCUUGACAGUGGUACUGCCCACAUGCAUGGCCCAGUUGAUCUGA
This is a messenger RNA of Manis javanica (Malayan pangolin), 2610 nucleotides long. Lineage: Eukaryota; Metazoa; Chordata; Mammalia; Pholidota; Manidae. The record is from RefSeq and is a predicted model, not a curated record.